Molecule: messenger RNA, 1086 nt
Organism: Pseudopodoces humilis (Tibetan ground-tit)
Lineage: Eukaryota; Metazoa; Chordata; Aves; Passeriformes; Paridae
Source: RefSeq, a predicted model, not a curated record
AUGCUCUUGAAGAGCGUCACCCUUUACCCACAGCCUGUGGGGGAUUGGGAUGAGGAAGAUCGUCGGAAGAUGGAAUUGCGUGCACAGCAGCUGGAACAGGAGAGGCUUCUGCUGGAGCAGGACGUGGAGCGGCUCAUCCGGAAGAGUGAAGCACAACAGUACUUGCAGCUUGUGACUGUUGCUGUGCUCCUGGUCCUUGUCUUGGUCCUGUGGUUUAUGGGGUGGGAAAGGAGCCUGAGGAGAGAGGAGAAUGAAGAAGGAAAUAAUGGCGCAAAUGAAGAGGGAGUCAGAAAUGGGGCUGCAAAUGGAGAAGAAGCUGUUGGAAAUGAAGAAGACAACGCGAACCAGGAGGAAGGCAACGAUGAUGGCAACGUACAGGAAUUUGAAGGUUGGAGUCCCCGUGAGCAGGAUGUUGUCUACCGCGUGCUUGUACCCAUGACUCCUCCCCGAGGCCACAGCUUCCACCUGGAGCUGGACACUGCAGGGCAGAGACAGGUGAGGAACUUCCGUGUCCGCGUGCAGCUGGAGUGCACCUGCACAAGGGAGCAGCAGGGGGAGAACAUGCUGUGCUUCCUGCACCACCCUGAGGAGGAGCUGAGGAGGAAUCAGGAUCCCAGCCUCCUGGACACCCUGUGCACCGGCUCCUACCUCGACGUGCAGAAAACGGCCCGCUGGUUCCACCAACUGGUGAGAGCAAUCUGGCCAGCUUUGCCUCAGUCACACAAUUGGCAUUUAACACUGCUGCCCUCCAGACGCUCCUGCCAAUUCAAGGUGACCAACGGAGAAGAGAGCUUCAGGAUUGAGAUGUGGUUUGGAGUGCGGAGAGACGACUCAGACAUCUUUGUGAGCAGCCAGCCUAGAGAGGCCCACACCCCAAGAACAACCUGGCCUGAGACUUAUGCUGUGGCAGAGACCCAGUUCUUCAAGCUCAUUGCCAGCGAGGCCCCCCCCGGCAGUUUGCACCUCAAAUGCCUGCAGUUCUUCACCCGUUUCCGGCUGGGCUUCUGCUUUUCCACCUACGCCAUCAAGCUGAUUAGGAUACUGGAAAGGCCUUGGUAUUCGCUCAGUUUUGAAAUGGAGAUGUGA